ACAACCUCGACAUCUACAUCUUCAGGACAUUUUCUAGAAACGAACACUUCUCCCAGAGAAAAAGAUAGUGAUAGUGAAAAAGAGCAACCACAUGGUUCUCAAUAUCUCAAUCCAAACUGUUUAUUGUUAACUUAUUUUACCGGAGAUAUCGCCACAAAUGUCGAUGAACAUUUUAGUAAAGCUUUAAGUCAACCUAGUAGUUAUACU
Molecule: messenger RNA, 207 nt
Organism: Lottia gigantea (owl limpet)
Lineage: Eukaryota; Metazoa; Mollusca; Gastropoda; Lottiidae
Exons: 1
Biological process (GO): regulation of transcription by RNA polymerase II
Cellular component (GO): nucleus
Source: RefSeq, a predicted model, not a curated record